Molecule: messenger RNA, 2863 nt
Organism: Etheostoma spectabile (orangethroat darter)
Lineage: Eukaryota; Metazoa; Chordata; Actinopteri; Perciformes; Percidae
Product: flocculation protein FLO11
Exons: 5
Coding region: 210-1829 (539 amino acids)
Biological process (GO): proton motive force-driven mitochondrial ATP synthesis
Cellular component (GO): proton-transporting ATP synthase complex
Molecular function (GO): proton-transporting ATP synthase activity, rotational mechanism
Source: RefSeq, a predicted model, not a curated record
CGCCACCCAUUGGGUCCUUCCCUGAUAACAGCAACAGUUUAACGAGCUGAAUGUGAGAAUGUGUCUUAACUUAAAGUGUUAAAACGUGACAACACUGCGGAUAAAUGUGAUAAUAUAUUAUUGUUUGACGCUGGUACAACUUUCCUGUUCUAAAGUUUUUUGGAAACAUGAAUCAACCUGAUUAACUGUUUUUUACAAACGCAUGCAAAAUGAGUUCUGAGGUGUGCCCAUUCUGCGGGAAAACUUACAAAAGAUUGAAGAGUCAUCUGCCACAUUGCAAGGCAUCAGCAAGCUCCAAAACACCUCCAACCAAACAUGAUGUCACAGUGAAUCAGACAACGUCUUCUCAGUCAGUAACCGCAAAUCCACUAUCAAAGAAGAGUAAAACGAUGUCUGUGGUAACCUCAGCACCACCAAAUGCAUCAACUUCGUCAUCAUCGCAGAGUUCUGCACCAGUUCUACCAUCAACUAAGAAGAAGAAACAGAAGCCGUCCGAACAAAUCAGGACAGCCAACCUGCCCUCCCCCACAACCAUUUCCCUUACCUCCUCCCCAUCGCUACCUCUGUCUAGCACCACCUCUAAGCCCAAAAAGCUGAGUCUCCGCGCUUCGAUAGAAGCUGCAAAAUCCAAACAGGUUUCUAAGGGAUCACUGAAGGGAAGUAGAUCUGCCUCAGAGGAUCUGCCUUUAGGUUCAACUCCAUUUGUGGCAGAUCCUUUCAGCUCCAGAAUUACAGCUGGGACCAAAACUAAUCCCAACAAAGACUCAAUAAAAGAGGAUGCGUUUCUGUCCACAGACACUAAACCCAAAGCUGCCUCUAAAAUGAAGGUUUCUAAGAUGAAGAAGGCUUCACAGUCCCUUUCCAAAACCAAAGAUACCUCUAGCUCUCUGGACUCUAAAGUAAAUGAAACUACUAGUGCAAGAGCCCGUGACAACUUCUUGCUGGACAACGAGGGGGAAGUCGAGGAUUUAUACGUGAAUACGAUGCUCUUGAAAUCAGGAAGUGGUCACCAGGCCAGUAUUACCCUCCAGGAUGUUAAAGCCACGUUAGGCCGAGCUAACGCCACCCGUCAGUCCAGCAGGCCAAGCAUCCUGAGCCAGAUUGAAACUACUGAUGAUCGAAGCAGCAAAAUCAGACUUGGUACAAGUCUCAGUCCAGUUCCACUUCCAACAGGGAAUCAAGAUAGCGGUUUGGUAAGAACUAAAGCUGUGUCAGAUCAGCUGCCCUGCAACAGUUCACAACAUGCAGAGCUACAAUCAGUUAAGAGACAAAGUCCAAAGUCUGAACAAGGAACUUUACUCCCCCUGCAACAGCUUGAACCAGCCUCCCCUGCUGCGCCCCUCCUUUCUGGACAUCUAUCGUCUCUGAUGAGCAAAGCUGGAUCCCUUCCACAUACUGUCAGCAUGAGUGAGGGGCUGAAGGGGACAGGACUCCGUACGAUAUCCCCAUCACUCACAACGUUUUCUAGCCCUUUGCUGGCGGCGAGGGUGGAGCCUUUGAGAGCUGAUGAUGGGUUGAAGUUGCGGCUCGAAGUCAGGAAACAAAAUGCUGCUGAUAAUGGAACUAAAGUAGGUGCUCCGACACAGCGGAGUCUUGGACAGGUGAGACUGAGGGAGUUUCCUGAGUGGCUGGCCUGCAAAAUGCCCAGCCAUCCAAAAGAUGUGGUGGAAAUGGUGCAAAGAGGCUGGCAGUGGUAUUACAAGAGGUAUAUUGAUGUGAAGAAAGGUGGUGUAGGUGGAGUGGGCAUGUUGUUAGCAGGCUACUGUGUGCUUGGCUACAUCUGGAGUUACCCUCAUCUAAAGCGCGAUCGCUGGAGGAAGUACCACUAAUGGCAAGGGAAGAUGUUUGGAUAAGUGUGACUCUGCACAAGGGAACAGCAGCUUUGACAGAGGGAGGGUUCAAGAAUUUUAGACAUCCAUCUCUUAAUAAUAUCUUAUUUAUCCAGAUCAUAACAUUUCCACAUGUCUGAGAAAUUGAUUGAAAUUGAUUGGCGUCAAAUCAAAUGUUAAACAAUUUAGAUAAUGCACUCAUUUGUUUGACUAGUUGAAUCAUAUGGAUCUUUUCAGCUAACGAGCCAUAAUAAAGGCAAAUUGUUACCCUUUGAUAGAGCCAGACUAGCUGUUUCCCUCGGUUUCCAGUCUUUAUGCUAAGCUAAGCUAACCUGCUGUAACUUCAUAUUUAAUGGACAGUUAUGAGAGUAUGGUAUCUAUCAUCUUACUUAACUCUUUGCCAUAAAGGAAAUAAGCAAAUUUUCCAAAAUUUCUUAACUUUUCUUUAACAACUGGAAGGGUUGUGAUUCUGACACCAGCUGUGUCAUUCUCAACAGAUUGGCACCUGCACAGGGCAUCUGAAAUAAAAUCCUGUGGGCACUGCAUUAUUUAUUUACUUAUCUGUUUUUAGAUUAUUUAUUUUACUUUAUCUUAUUUUAGUUUGAGAAGGGAAAAUGUUCACAAGAGAACUACUGAAGUUUUAAUUAGGAUCUUUUUGUUUAAAGUCCCACUGUGUUUCCCAAAGGCUCCACUAGGUGUCAUUGUUGUGUUGUAACCAAAACCAAAGGGGCUGGGCAGCCAAAUGUUAGUAAUGCAGAGUUGUCUUUGCUUCUUUGUGUAGAGGCAUUGGUGAUGGGGUCCAUGAGAGGAUUAAAGGGAACCAGCAGAUUUUUACUUACUCUGGCAGCCUAGAUGUAGAAAAACAUGGGAAUCUAAAUGUCCUGACUUCAGUAUCCGUGAAAAGAUCUUAUCUGUGUAGCAGAGGGUUACAAAUCUUGUUUUUCUUUUCCCUGUCACAUGAUGUUAUUAUGCAUGCUCAGUCCGUUAGUGCCAGUAUGUGAACACUCACGGAAUAGUAAUGGAGGGACGCUGAA